Heterocephalus glaber (naked mole-rat) is the source of this 8740-nucleotide messenger RNA. It is a transcript of the gene Mtor, whose product is annotated as mechanistic target of rapamycin kinase. Gene Ontology annotation, biological process: TORC1 signaling; negative regulation of macroautophagy. Gene Ontology annotation, cellular component: cytoplasm; TORC1 complex; TORC2 complex. The record is from RefSeq and is a predicted model, not a curated record. Gene Ontology annotation, molecular function: protein-containing complex binding; protein binding; protein serine/threonine kinase activity. NCBI's taxonomy places the organism in Eukaryota, Metazoa, Chordata, Mammalia, Rodentia, Bathyergidae.
CUCCUUCAUUAUUAUUCGUCUAUAUUCCAGUCCAUUUUUUUAUUACGUCCGCUGAUUGGUCUUCAUGGAUGAGGGCCCGCCCUACCUCACGCCCGGCUUAGAGGACAGCGGGGAAGGCGGGUGGUGGGGACGGGGACUUGAAACGGUGGUAAAGGCGCUGGCGGCGGCAGCUGAGGCGUUGGCCGAAGCCGCGCGACCCUCAGGGCGAGAUGCUGGGAACGGGCCCUGCCGCUGCCACCACAGCUGCCUCCACCUCUAGCAACGUGAGUGUCCUGCAGCAGUUCGCCAGCGGUCUGAAGAGCCGGAGUGAGGAGACCAGGGCCAAAGCGGCCAAGGAGCUCCAGCACUAUGUCACCAUGGAGCUUCGAGAGAUGAGUCAAGAGGAGUCUACUCGAUUCUAUGAUCAGCUGAACCAUCACAUUUUUGAAUUGGUUUCUAGCUCGGAUGCCAACGAGAGGAAAGGUGGCAUCUUGGCCAUUGCCAGCCUCAUAGGAGUGGAAGGUGGAAAUGCCACACGGAUCGGCAGGUUUGCCAACUACCUUCGGAACCUCCUGCCCUCCAGUGACCCAGUUGUCAUGGAAAUGGCCUCCAAGGCCAUCGGCCGUCUUGCCAUGGCAGGGGACACUUUCACUGCCGAGUACGUGGAGUUUGAGGUGAAGCGAGCCCUGGAGUGGCUGGGUGCUGACCGCAACGAAGGCCGGAGACAUGCAGCUGUCCUGGUCCUCCGUGAGCUGGCCAUCAGUGUCCCCACCUUCUUCUUCCAGCAAGUGCAACCCUUCUUUGACAACAUUUUUGUGGCCGUAUGGGACCCCAAGCAGGCCAUCCGUGAGGGAGCCGUGGCCGCCCUCCGUGCCUGUCUGAUUCUCACCACCCAGCGAGAGCCGAAGGAGAUGCAGAAGCCCCAGUGGUAUCGGCACACAUUUGAAGAAGCAGAGAAAGGGUUUGAUGAGACCUUGGCCAAAGAGAAGGGCAUGAAUCGGGACGAUCGGAUCCACGGUGCCUUGCUGAUCCUCAAUGAGCUGGUCCGGAUCAGCAGCAUGGAGGGGGAGCGUCUGAGAGAAGAAAUGGAAGAAAUCACACAGCAGCAGCUAGUGCACGAUAAGUACUGCAAAGAUCUCAUGGGCUUUGGGACGAAACCCCGCCACAUUACCCCCUUCACCAGUUUCCAGGCCGUGCAGCCCCAGCAGUCCAACGCCUUGGUGGGGCUGCUGGGGUAUAGUUCUCACCAGGGCCUCAUGGGGUUCGGGGCUUCCCCCAGCCCAGCCAAGCCCACCCUGGUGGAGAGCCGGUGUUGCAGAGACCUGAUGGAGGAGAAGUUUGACCAGGUGUGCCAGUGGGUGCUGAAAUGCAGGAAUAGCAAGAACUCGCUGAUCCAAAUGACAAUCCUUAAUCUGUUGCCCCGCUUGGCUGCAUUCCGACCUUCUGCCUUUACAGAUACCCAGUACCUUCAAGAUACCAUGAACCAUGUCCUGAGCUGUGUCAAGAAGGAAAAGGAACGUACAGCAGCCUUCCAAGCCCUGGGAUUACUGUCUGUGGCUGUGAGGUCAGAGUUUAAGGUCUACCUGCCUCGUGUGCUGGACAUCAUCCGAGCAGCCCUGCCCCCUAAGGACUUCGCACACAAGAGGCAGAAAGCAAUGCAGGUGGAUGCCACAGUGUUCACAUGCAUCAGCAUGCUGGCCCGAGCAAUGGGGCCGGGCAUCCAGCAGGACAUCAAGGAGCUGCUGGAGCCCAUGCUGGCAGUGGGACUGAGCCCCGCCCUCACUGCCGUGCUCUAUGACCUGAGCCGCCAGAUUCCGCAGCUGAAAAAGGACAUCCAGGAUGGGCUCCUGAAGAUGCUAUCCCUGGUCCUUAUGCACAAACCCCUCCGGCACCCAGGCAUGCCCAAGGGCCUGGCCCACCAGCUGGCCUCCCCUGGCCUCGCCACCCUCCCUGAGGCCAGCGAUGUGGGCAGUAUCACUCUUGCCCUCCGAACCCUUGGCAGCUUUGAAUUUGAAGGCCACUCCCUGACCCAGUUUGUCCGCCACUGUGCGGAUCAUUUCCUGAACAGCGAGCACAAGGAGAUCCGCAUGGAAGCUGCUCGGACGUGCUCUCGCCUGCUCACUCCUUCCAUCCACCUCAUCAGCGGCCAUGCUCACGUGGUUAGCCAGACCGCAGUGCAAGUGGUGGCCGAUGUGCUCAGCAAACUGCUCGUGGUUGGGAUCACCGAUCCUGACCCCGACAUCCGCUACUGUGUCUUGGCAUCCCUGGAUGAGCGCUUUGAUGCACACCUGGCCCAGGCAGAGAAUUUGCAGGCCCUGUUUGUGGCCCUGAACGACCAGGUGUUUGAGAUCCGGGAGCUGGCCAUCUGCACCGUGGGCCGCCUCAGCAGCAUGAACCCGGCAUUCGUCAUGCCGUUCUUGCGCAAGAUGCUCAUCCAGAUUUUGACAGAGCUGGAGCACAGUGGCAUUGGGAGAAUCAAGGAGCAGAGUGCCCGCAUGCUGGGGCACCUGGUCUCCAAUGCCCCCCGGCUCAUCCGCCCCUACAUGGAGCCUAUUCUGAAGGCUUUAAUUUUGAAACUGAAAGACCCAGACCCUGAUCCAAACCCAGGCGUGAUCAAUAAUGUCUUGGCCACAAUAGGAGAAUUGGCUCAGGUUAGUGGCCUUGAAAUGAGGAAGUGGGUGGAUGAACUUUUCAUUAUCAUCAUGGACAUGCUCCAGGAUUCCUCUCUGUUGGCCAAAAGGCAGGUGGCUCUGUGGACGUUGGGGCAACUGGUGGCCAGCACUGGCUAUGUGGUAGAGCCCUACAGGAAGUACCCAACCUUGCUUGAGGUGCUGCUGAAUUUUCUGAAGACUGAGCAGAACCAGGGCACACGGAGAGAGGCUAUCCGUGUGUUAGGGCUCUUGGGGGCUUUGGAUCCCUACAAGCACAAAGUGAACAUUGGCAUGAUUGACCAGUCCCGGGACGCUUCUGCUGUCAGCCUGUCUGAAUCCAAGUCAAGUCAGGAUUCCUCUGACUACAGCACCAGUGAAAUGCUGGUCAACAUGGGAAACCUGCCCCUGGAUGAAUUCUACCCGGCUGUGUCCAUGGUGGCCCUGAUGCGGAUCUUCCGAGACCAGUCCCUCUCUCACCAUCACACCAUGGUUGUCCAGGCCAUCACCUUCAUCUUCAAGUCCCUGGGGCUCAAGUGUGUGCAGUUCCUGCCCCAGGUCAUGCCUACAUUCCUUAAUGUCAUCCGGGUCUGUGACGGGGCCAUCCGGGAAUUUCUGUUCCAGCAGCUGGGAAUGUUGGUAUCCUUUGUGAAGAGCCACAUUAGGCCUUACAUGGAUGAAAUCGUCACCCUCAUGCGUGAAUUCUGGGUCAUGAACACCUCGAUCCAGAGCACAAUCAUUCUUCUCAUUGAGCAAAUUGUGGUAGCUCUUGGGGGUGAGUUUAAGCUGUACCUGCCCCAGCUGAUCCCACACAUGCUGCGGGUCUUCAUGCACGACAACAGCCCGGGCCGCAGUGUCUCUAUCAAGCUGUUGGCGGCAAUCCAGCUGUUUGGUGCCAACCUGGACGACUACCUGCAUUUGUUGUUGCCUCCAAUCGUGAAGCUGUUCGACGCCCCUGAAGUCCCACUCCCAUCUCGAAAGGCAGCGUUGGAGACAGUGGACCGCUUGACUGAGUCCCUGGAUUUCACAGACUACGCCUCCCGGAUCAUUCACCCAAUUGUUCGAACCCUGGACCAGAGCCCAGAGCUGCGUUCCACAGCCAUGGACACCUUGUCUUCACUUGUCUUUCAGCUGGGGAAGAAGUACCAAAUUUUCAUUCCAAUGGUGAACAAAGUUCUAGUGCGACACCGAAUCAACCAUCAGCGCUAUGAUGUGCUCAUCUGCAGAAUUGUCAAGGGAUACACCCUUGCAGAUGAAGAGGAGGACCCCUUGAUUUACCAGCACCGGAUGCAGAGGAGUGGCCAAGGAGAUGCACUGGCCAGUGGGCCAGUAGAAACAGGACCCAUGAAGAAACUGCAUGUCAGCACCAUCAACCUCCAAAAGGCCUGGGGAGCCGCCAGAAGGGUCUCCAAAGAUGAUUGGCUGGAAUGGCUGAGACGGCUGAGCCUGGAGCUGCUGAAGGACUCCUCGUCCCCCUCCCUGCGCUCGUGCUGGGCCCUUGCACAGGCCUACAACCCAAUGGCCAGGGAUCUCUUCAAUGCUGCAUUUGUGUCCUGCUGGUCGGAACUGAAUGAAGACCAGCAGGAUGAGCUCAUCAGAAGCAUCGAAUUGGCCCUCACCUCUCAAGAUAUUGCUGAAGUCACGCAAACCCUGUUAAACUUGGCUGAAUUCAUGGAACACAGUGACAAGGGGCCCUUGCCAUUGAGAGAUGACAAUGGCAUUGUCCUGCUGGGUGAGAGAGCUGCCAAGUGCCGAGCAUAUGCCAAAGCACUGCACUACAAAGAACUGGAGUUCCAGAAAGGUCCCACCCCCGCCAUCCUCGAGUCCCUCAUCAGCAUUAAUAAUAAGCUACAGCAGCCCGAGGCUGCCGCCGGGGUGUUAGAAUAUGCCAUGAAACACUUUGGAGAGCUGGAGAUCCAGGCCACGUGGUAUGAGAAACUGCACGAGUGGGAGGAUGCUCUUGUAGCCUAUGACAAGAAGAUGGACACCAACAAGGAUGACCCGGAGCUGGUGCUGGGCCGCAUGCGCUGCCUGGAAGCCUUGGGGGAAUGGGGGCAGCUCCACCAGCAGUGCUGUGAAAAGUGGACGCUGGUGAAUGAUGAGACCCAAGCCAAGAUGGCCAGGAUGGCUGCCGCAGCUGCGUGGGGCUUGGGUCAGUGGGACAGCAUGGAAGAGUACACCUGUAUGAUACCUCGGGACACCCACGAUGGGGCGUUUUACAGAGCCGUGCUGGCGCUGCAUCAGGACCUCUUCUCCUUGGCACAGCAGUGCAUCGACAAGGCCAGGGACCUGCUGGAUGCUGAGCUAACUGCCAUGGCAGGAGAGAGCUACAGUCGGGCAUAUGGGGCCAUGGUUUCUUGCCAUAUGCUCUCCGAACUGGAGGAGGUUAUCCAGUACAAACUUGUCCCUGAGCGACGAGAGAUCAUUCGCCAGAUCUGGUGGGAGAGACUGCAGGGCUGCCAGCGGAUCGUGGAGGACUGGCAGAAAAUCCUGAUGGUGCGGUCCCUUGUGGUCAAUCCUCAUGAGGACAUGAGGACCUGGCUCAAGUACGCAAGCCUGUGUGGCAAGAGCGGCAGGCUGGCUCUUGCUCACAAAACCUUAGUGUUGCUCCUGGGUGUUGAUCCAUCUCGGCAACUUGACCAUCCUCUGCCCACAGUUCACCCUCAGGUGACCUAUGCCUACAUGAAAAACAUGUGGAAGAGCGCGCGCAAGAUCGACGCUUUCCAGCACAUGCAGCACUUUGUCCAGACGGUGCAGCAGCAGGCCCAGCACGCCGUUGCCACUGAGGACCAGCAGCACAAGCAAGAGCUGCACAAGCUCAUGGCCCGGUGUUUCCUGAAACUUGGGGAGUGGCAGCUAAACCUCCAGGGCAUCAAUGAGAGCACCAUCCCCAAAGUGCUGCAGUACUACAGUGCCGCCACAGAGCAUGACCGCAGCUGGUACAAGGCCUGGCAUGCGUGGGCAGUGAUGAAUUUUGAAGCUGUGCUACACUACAAACACCAAAAUCAAGCCCGCGAUGAGAAGAAGAAGCUGCGUCAUGCUAGCGGGGCCAACAUCACCAAUGCCACCACUGCUGCCACCACUGCUGCCACUGCCACCACCACCGCCACCGCCAGCACAGAGGGCAGCAACAGUGAGAGUGAAGCUGAGAGCACGGAGCACAGCCCCACUCCGUCACCUGUGCAGAAGAAGGUCACUGAGGACUUGUCCAAAACCCUCCUGAUGUACACUGUCCCUGCCGUCCAGGGCUUCUUCCGUUCUAUCUCCUUGUCUCGUGGCAACAACCUCCAGGAUACACUCAGAGUCCUUACCUUAUGGUUUGAUUAUGGUCACUGGCCGGAUGUCAACGAAGCCUUAGUGGAAGGGGUGAAAGCAAUCCAGAUCGAUACGUGGUUACAGGUUAUACCUCAGCUCAUUGCAAGAAUAGAUACACCCAGGCCCUUGGUGGGGCGGCUCAUUCACCAGCUUCUCACAGACAUUGGUCGGUACCACCCCCAGGCCCUCAUCUACCCCCUGACGGUGGCUUCCAAGUCUACCACAACGGCCCGCCACAACGCAGCCAACAAGAUUCUGAAGAACAUGUGUGAGCAUAGUAACACCCUGGUCCAGCAGGCCAUGAUGGUGAGCGAGGAGCUGAUCCGCGUGGCCAUCCUCUGGCAUGAGAUGUGGCACGAAGGCCUGGAAGAGGCGUCUCGUUUGUACUUCGGGGAGAGGAAUGUGAAAGGCAUGUUUGAGGUGCUGGAGCCUCUGCAUGCGAUGAUGGAACGGGGCCCCCAGACCCUGAAGGAGACGUCCUUUAACCAGGCAUAUGGCCGAGAUUUGAUGGAGGCCCAGGAGUGGUGCCGGAAGUACAUGAAAUCAGGGAAUGUCAAGGACCUCACCCAAGCCUGGGACCUCUACUACCAUGUGUUCAGACGGAUCUCAAAGCAGCUGCCCCAGCUCACAUCCUUAGAGCUGCAGUAUGUUUCCCCUAAACUUCUGAUGUGCCGGGACCUUGAAUUGGCUGUGCCGGGAACGUAUGACCCCAACCAGCCAAUCAUUCGCAUUCAGUCCAUCGCCCCAUCUUUGCAAGUCAUCACAUCCAAGCAGAGGCCCCGGAAGUUGACCCUCAUGGGCAGCAAUGGGCAUGAGUUUGUCUUCCUCCUGAAAGGCCAUGAAGACCUGCGGCAGGAUGAGCGAGUGAUGCAGCUCUUCGGCCUGGUCAACACCCUCCUGGCCAACGACCCAACAUCCCUCCGCAAAAACCUCAGCAUCCAGAGAUAUGCCGUCAUCCCUCUGUCGACCAACUCGGGCCUCAUUGGCUGGGUGCCCCACUGUGACACGCUGCAUGCACUCAUCCGGGACUACAGGGAGAAGAAGAAGAUCCUCCUCAACAUUGAGCACCGCAUCAUGCUGCGAAUGGCUCCAGACUAUGACCACCUGACUCUGAUGCAGAAGGUGGAGGUGUUUGAGCAUGCUGUCAACAACACAGCGGGGGACGACCUGGCCAAGCUGCUGUGGCUGAAGAGCCCCAGCUCGGAGGUGUGGUUUGACCGAAGAACCAAUUAUACCCGCUCGUUAGCAGUCAUGUCGAUGGUUGGCUAUAUUUUGGGCCUGGGGGAUAGGCACCCAUCCAACCUGAUGCUGGACCGGCUCAGUGGGAAGAUCCUGCACAUCGACUUCGGGGACUGCUUUGAGGUUGCUAUGACCCGAGAGAAGUUUCCAGAGAAGAUUCCAUUUAGACUAACAAGAAUGUUGACCAAUGCUAUGGAGGUAACAGGUCUGGAUGGAAACUACAGAAUCACCUGCCACACAGUGAUGGAAGUGCUUCGGGAACACAAGGACAGCGUCAUGGCCGUGCUGGAAGCCUUCGUCUAUGACCCCUUGCUGAACUGGAGACUGAUGGACACAAAUACCAAAGGCAACAAGAGGUCCCGGACGAGGACAGAUUCCUACUCUGCAGGCCAGUCAGUAGAAAUUUUGGAUGGUGUGGAACUUGGGGAACCAGCCCAUAAAAAAGCAGGGACCACGGUGCCAGAAUCUAUUCACUCGUUCAUUGGAGACGGUUUGGUGAAACCAGAAGCCCUAAACAAGAAGGCUAUUCAGAUCAUUAACAGGGUGCGAGAUAAGCUCACCGGGCGGGACUUCUCCCACGACGAUACCCUGGAUGUUCCAACGCAAGUUGAGCUGCUCAUCAAACAAGCAACAUCCCAUGAGAACCUCUGCCAGUGCUACAUUGGCUGGUGUCCCUUCUGGUAAUGGCAGCCCUGGCACGUCACGGCAUCUCCUCAGGGCCUUGGUCUGUCCUUCCACUAAAAUGAAACCAUGGUCAGAAUGUUCAACUCUGUUAAAUAUUUUGAAAUGUAAAUGAAAAGAACUACUGUAUAUUGAAAGUUGGCUUGAACCAACUUUCUAGCUGCUGUUGAAGAAGAUACUGUCAUAAACACAGGCUUGAUUUGGCUCCCAGGACCGUGAAACACUUUCACACCACAUAGAUCAGGCCGUUCGGAACAGGAGCUCCAUAACUAGAGAUACGGGUUUUGACUUCACAGAGCUCUUGGUGAGCAUCUGCCAGCAGAAGAAUACCCAGGUCGCUCCUCUCAGUGCUCGGUGUGGGGACAGCAGACAGCACAGUCAGAGAGCUGGGGCAGAGGAGGACUCCAUCAGGAUCCCGGACCGGAAAGAAGCGGAAGAAGCUGAUGUCACCGCCCACCCAUCCUGUUACCUCACUGGUCCCCCGGCAGCAGUGGCAGCAUUUGCAGGAUGGACCAAGAUAGGCGGUGAAGAUCUGUUGUUACCUGACCCAGUCAUGCUGGGACUCACAGGUCAACCCAAGCCCUGGACUGCCAGGAGGGAGCUGGUUCAGAUGCCAGGAGGCCCUGGCCAACACGGACACUGAGGGAAUGUGGCACAGUGUCCCAGCGAGGUCUGAGCCCUCUGUGUUUAGAGCAGGGGCUCCGCACACAACUGCCCUCCCGGAGGUGCUGAACACAGAGCGACAGGUUAGGACACAUUGGGAAUUAUGAGCAAAUAAAUACCCAGCUAAAUGCACAAGUAUAAAGUGUAGCCCGUCUAGACACCAUGUUGUAUCUGAAUAAUUUUUGUGCCAAUAAAUGACAUCAAAAUUUUAAAAA